This is a messenger RNA of Penicillium coprophilum, 537 nucleotides long. RefSeq lists its product as uncharacterized. The transcript is spliced from 2 exons. The record is from RefSeq and is a predicted model, not a curated record. Bases 1 to 537 code for a protein of 178 amino acids. Lineage: Eukaryota; Fungi; Ascomycota; Eurotiomycetes; Eurotiales; Aspergillaceae.
AUGAACAGUCCCACAUCCCCGGAUUCCAAGCCUGCGGUGCCCCUGAUAGGUCCCACUGGGGCUUUCAUGGUCGAGUUACUAAUUUGGAACGGGUCGCCCUUCAAAGAUCAUUGGGCAUACUUUGUUCGGUCGCACGCCGACCCUGACAUAGGCGUAAAGAUACACGCGACCGGCAAUGUGAGAAAUGGCUUUGAGUUCGAGAUUAAGCGGAGUGAAAACCUGCAAACAACCGACGACGUUCCUUCAACCAGGGUUUCACUGCAAUGGGUCGACGAAGAGUACUUUGAUGAGAAUGCAAUGCUCAAUGACGGGGAAUACAAAAUCGAUAAUACGCCUGUCUGUCGGUUCGAGAAGAGUGUCAAUGAGAUUCAAGCUCCAGGAAAAAGUCUGAGCACAGUCAGUGACGGGUCCAAACCAGGUAGAAAAGUGAUUCAGAGAGAUUGCCAGACAUGGAUUGUCGAAUCUGCCAAUCAACUUCGCCGUGACAACAUUUUUAGCGACAAGGUUGUCGCUUACCUUCAUGCGAUUAAGCAAUAA